Molecule: messenger RNA, 735 nt
Organism: Impatiens glandulifera
Lineage: Eukaryota; Viridiplantae; Streptophyta; Magnoliopsida; Ericales; Balsaminaceae
Product: transcription factor DICHOTOMA-like
Exons: 1
Coding region: 1-735 (244 amino acids)
Biological process (GO): regulation of secondary shoot formation
Cellular component (GO): nucleus
Molecular function (GO): DNA-binding transcription factor activity; sequence-specific DNA binding
Source: RefSeq, a predicted model, not a curated record
AUGUCGUUCCCUUCAACCGAUCCAAACAACACUAAUGUUGUUGUAACUAGUUACAAUAAUAUCCCAUAUCCACAUUUCACUUCUCAUCCACCUAAUUCCUCCUUCAUUUUCUCUCCCGACACCACCCAUCACCACCACCAGAGCGGUGGUCAGGUCGUGUCAGCUCCCCUCACUUGUUGCCCACCUAAGAGGUUAACACCGGUGAGGGGAGAUCGACACAGCAAGAUCCGGACAGCUCAGGGUCUGAGGGAUCGAAGGGUAAGAUUGUCUAUUGGCAUAGCAAGAAAGUUCUUUGAUCUUCAAGACCUUCUAGGUUUUGACAAAGCCAGCAAAACCCUAGAUUGGCUUUUAGGUCAAUCUGAGACUGCGAUUCAUGAACUGGAAAGGACGAAAAACCCAGUUAGAGUUACCCUGAACAUGGAGGAGGAGGAGCUGCUGGCCGGAGGACAGCAACGGAGGAGGGAGAUGGCAAGAGCAAGAGCUAGAGAGAGAACCAGAGAAAAAAGGAUUAAUAAACUGGUCACAAGUGAAGAAGAUGAAGAGGAAGAGUUUGAUCCAGGACAUCAUUUUGGUCAGAUCGGAUCUGACCCUAAAUUUGUGUCUUCACAUGAUCAUGAAAAGGGUCAUGACCUAACUACUUCAAAAGAUGAUAUUGUUAUAUCUCCAAACUCUCCUCUUCUCAUCAGUUGGGAUCUUGGAACAGCUUUCUCACAAAAUCAAGCUUUUCUAUUGUGA